Messenger RNA from Malania oleifera, 2255 nucleotides. Its product is annotated as protein DETOXIFICATION 40-like. Gene Ontology annotation, cellular component: membrane. Lineage: Eukaryota; Viridiplantae; Streptophyta; Magnoliopsida; Santalales; Ximeniaceae. Gene Ontology annotation, biological process: xenobiotic detoxification by transmembrane export across the plasma membrane. Bases 280 to 1797 code for a protein of 505 amino acids. Gene Ontology annotation, molecular function: antiporter activity; xenobiotic transmembrane transporter activity. The transcript has 7 exons. The record is from RefSeq and is a predicted model, not a curated record.
UGCUAAUUUGCUCUGCACUUCUACUUGUAAAUAUCUCUAUGUAAAGUGUACUGUUUUCUGAAAGUGCAGAGCAAAUUAACAAUGAAUACACAAUAUAUAUUUCCCUAAGAUUAUAUAUAUAUAUAUAUAUAUAUAUAUAUGUAGUGACUGAGGAGAGAGGGUAUAUAUAUAUAUAUAUAUAUAUAUAUAUAUGCUUCCCCACCACCCUCUCUGCUCAGUUACUUGGACGGUCUGAUUGAAACAUUAAAGCACUUCAAUCAUCGUUAAUUAAUCAAUUCCAUGGAUCAGACUGCUGGAGAUAGUGAGCUCAAUCAACCCCUCUUGCAGCCCACGCAGGCAGCGGCGGAGGAUUCUCCGGCCACCGCCUACGAUCCACAAUCCCAGCUGGAGAAGGUGCUGUCCGACACCCAGUUGCCGUACUUGAGGCGGCUCCGGUCGGCGGCGAGAAUCGAGCUGGGCUUGCUCUUUCGGCUGGCGGCGCCGGCGGUGAUGGUGUACAUGAUCAACAACCUCAUGUCGUUGUCCACCCGCAUCUUCGCCGGCCACCUCGGCAACCUCGAGCUCGCCGCCGCCUCCCUCGGCAACAGCGGCAUCCAACUCUUCGCCUACGGCCUUAUGCUGGGAAUGGGGAGUGCGGUGGAGACGCUGUGCGGGCAGGCGUACGGGGCCCACAAGUACGAAAUGCUGGGAGUGUACCUCCAGCGUUCUACCCUCGUCCUCACCGCCACCGCCGUCCCUCUCACCGUCAUCUACCUCCUCUGCAAGCCCAUCCUCCUUCUCCUCGGCCAGUCCUCCGCCCUCGCCUCUGCCGCCGCCAUCUUCGUGUACGGCCUCAUACCCCAGAUCUACGCCUACGCCGUCAACUUCCCCAUCCAGAAGUUCCUGCAGUCGCAGAGCAUUGUGACCCCCAGCGCCGUCAUCUCCGGCGCCACCCUCUUCCUGCACCUCCUCCUAAGUUGGGUGGCCGUCUACAAGCUGGGCCUGGGCUUGGUGGGGGCCUCCCUGGUGCUCAGCCUGAUGUGGUGGGUCAUGGUGGGGGCCCAGUUCGCUUACAUCGUGAUGAGCGAGCGGUGUAAGGCCACGUGGCGAGGGUUCAGCGUGCAGGCGUUCGCCGGAAUUUGGGAUUUCGUGAAGCUGUCGAGUGGGUCUGCGGUGAUGCUGUGCUUGGAGACAUGGUACAUGCAGAUUCUGGUGCUCAUCGCCGGUCUGCUCAAGAACCCGGAGCUUGCUCUCGAUGCUCUCUCCGUCUGCAUGGGAAUAAAUGGGUUGCUGUUCAUGGUUUCAGUGGGCUUCAAUGCAGCCGCAAGUGUGAGGGUAGGGAAUGAACUGGGUUCCGGAAAUCCGAAGUCGGCGGCGUUUAGCGUGGUGAUGGUUAAUUUAGUGUCAUUUGUGGUGGCGGUGAUGGAAGCUGUGGUGGUGCUAUCUCUACGCCACGUCAUUAGUUACGCCUUCACCAGCGGUGCUACCGUCGCCAACGCUGUCUCCGAACUCUGUCCUUACCUGGCUGUCACCCUCAUCCUCAACGGCGUCCAACCUGUCCUCUCCGGAGUAGCGGUAGGGUGUGGGUGGCAGGCGUUCGUGGCGUACGUAAAUAUUGGAUGCUAUUAUGGAGUGGGAAUCCCUUUGGGUUGUCUUCUUGGCUUUAAAUUCGACUUUGGUGUUCAGGGGAUAUGGAGUGGGAUGAUUGGAGGAACAAUGAUGCAGACCCUUAUCUUGGUGUGGGCAACAUAUCGCACCGAUUGGAAUAAAGAGGUGGAGAAGGCUAGGUCGCGUUUGGACAAGUGGGAAGACAAGUAGAUCUCUAUUCUCUACCACUCACUCUCCUCUUCUCAUCUGGGUCAUCCGAUGGUCCACACCCAACCAAUUCCGCCGCCGGCCGGUCACCGGAAUCUGGACUGGAGAUCUACUUCUUCCCAUUCGUAAUUUUUUUUUCCCUCUUGGGGUUUGUUUUUUUCUUUUUCUUUGCCAAGUUUCAUUCCUUACCCCAAAGGCUUAGCUUUAGGGCUUGAUGCCUGUUUUCAAGCAGAGAGGAGUAUUGCGUUCUCUCUGUUACUUUCUUUCUUCUUCUUUCUUUGAAUCAAAUUGUUUUGAAGAUUUUGGUUUUGCUUUCAUUCUCUCCAUUCAUAUUAAUGUAAAUGUUCCUAGGGGUUCAUCCAUGGUAAACUAAGGAUUUCUUCUUGAAAUUAUGGGCCUUAUAGCUUUUUUUAAUUGAGUUCAACCUUUAUAUUUAAGUAAAGAUAGUCGAAAUAUAAAAA